GUGCGUUGAUGUUUAGGAAGUCGGAGAGAGAGGAAGCGGGACUAAGUUGCGGAGUCACUUAAUUCAGAGAGGGAGGGGAGUAGGCUAUAAGGGGAGACAAAAAAUGUUUUCAGUAAAUACUCAUGACCAACCCAGUACUCUGGAGUGUUUUGCUUUUAGAAGGGUAUAGGGCUCGUGAAUAAGUCAUAGAAACGAGUUUUCUACAACACGAUAAACUUUUUCCAAACAUCCUGCGUUUUUUGAAGAAAAACAACUGAAAGCAGCCAUGGCGCCCUCUCUCCUCCAGGCCUACAGGAGGCGCUGGUGGAUGGCAGUGACGGCGGUGUUGGAAAACCUGCUGUGUUCUGCCGUGUUGCUGGGAUGGGGCUCCCUGCUCAUCAUGCUGAAGGGGGAGGGAUUCUACUCGCACAUCUGCUCAGAGAACGACACCACUGCCCACAUGCAUUCGCUGGGCAACCUGUCUUCCUGGGAGAGUGGUGAGUGGGUCAGCUGUGUAGAGCAGGAGGAGAUGCUCAACCUGGGCUUCACCAUUGGCUCGUUCCUCCUCAGCGCCGCCACCCUGCCCCUGGGCAUCCUCAUGGACAAGUAUGGCCCACGCCCCCUACGCCUCCUGGGCAGCUUUUGUUUUGGUUUUUCCUGUGCCAUGAUGUCAGUGUCAGCAUAUCAUCCUCAUCAACUCUCAGCUCUUAUUUUCCUGGCCCUCUCCUUCAACGGCUUUGGGGGAAUUUGCUUGACCUUCACUUCCCUCACGCUUCCCAACAUGUUCGGCAGUCUGAGCUCCACCGUCAUGUCCCUGAUGAUCGGCUCCUACGCCUCCUCCGCCGUCACUUUCCCGGGAGUCAAGUUGAUUUAUGACGCGGGCGUGUCGUUCCGGGUGAUCAUGUGGGUAUGGGCGGGUGUGGCCAGCCUCGUCUUCCUCAACUGCUUUGUCAACUGGCCAGCGGAGACUUUCCCCUCAGUGGACCAGGUGGACUACAGCAAGAAGUUAGCGCUGACGGCUGUGUCCGGGGAGCAGAAGGGUGUGGGAGAGAGGCUGAGUCAGAAGAAUGGAGACCUGGAAGACGACCUGAAACACUCCAUUGAGAAACUCCCAGCAGACCCUAAGAAUUCCGUCCCGUUCCGUAAAUCUGUGUUUUCGCCUAUCUUCCUGUGGAGUCUGAUCACCAUGGGGAUAACUCAGCUUAGGAUUAUUUUCUUUAUGGGGGCCAUGAACAAGAUGCUGGAGUACCUCGUCACUCAUGGCAACCCUCAGUCUACUGAAGAGGCAAAAGAUAAAGUGAGUGUCUACUCGUCCAUCUUCGGCACCCUGCAGCUGCUUUGUCUGGUGACCUGCCCUCUGAUUGGCUACAUUAUGGACUGGAGAAUGAAGGAGUGUGUGGACGACACCAGCAAAGAUGCAGAGAUGGAGAAGAGACCUGCAGCCGGGCCGAGCCGGAACAAGAAGAUCCAGAAAAUCACCAAUGCCAUGAGGGCGUUCACAUUCACCAACCUGCUACUGGUGGUCUUUGGAAUCUGCUGUUUGAUAGAUAGCCUGCCCCUCCAGAUCCUGACCUUCAUCCUCCACACCAUGGUCAGAGGGUUCAUCCACUCCUGCUGUGGGGGCCUUUAUGCUGCCGUGUACCCCUCUAACCACUUCGGUACUCUGACUGGUCUGCAGUCGAUGAUCAGUGCAGUGAUCGCCCUGCUCCAGCAGCCCCUCUUCAUCGCCAUGUUGGGACCCCUGAAAGGAAAUCCCUACUUGAUCAACUUGGCUCUGAUCAUUGUCUCAUUGGCUGGCUUCCUGUUGCCUGGAUACCUGUUCCACCAUUGCAGACACCUAAUCCAGGAGAUAAAGACUCAGGAGAAGAAUACCACUGGCCAAGAGACAGAGGCCCUCAACCACUCAGAGCCCAACGGAAUCAAACCCCAAAGCAAUGGUCACAGCAUCCAGGAAGCAUAGGAAGUGGUUCUGGAGUAGAGCUAAGGAUCAUGGGAACUGUAGGAAGUCCCUGGUAUCUCCCAAAGAACAACCACCAGAAUAUCGUCAAGUUUUUUUUUUAGAGCAUUGUUAGAAUUUGCUGUUUUCGUUUACUUUAUUUUCCAAAGCUACAGAAUUUCACACCCUUAACCACACAUUUGUCAUAACUUGAAGUAAGACAUUAGGUAAUAGAGUAGCUUUAACUGUAAUGUCUUUAUAAGAAUUAGUCUGCAUUAUUCUAUGCAAUUAUUUCAAAGUGUAUUUAUUUGGGUUCAGUUCAAAAUAUCAAAAUGACUUGUUAAAAAGCCCCAAUCAGACCCCUCCCUCAUGUUGCAAGGGGUGUUAGACCAUAACAUUUAUGGAAUGAAUGACAUUUCAGUCUUAUUAUUGUCAAUGACAGAAAAGAACAUACACAAUUCCAAAGAAUGACAUUCAAGUCAUUUUGAUUGUGAAGCUUCUUUUAAACCUAAAGAUAACAAGUCAUGAUGUGUGUCUUUUGACAUAACUCUAGGUAUCAGUCUGAAAAAUAAUGAAAAUGAAAGUGUGAAAAACAUAGUUAUUAGGUUUUAGGUCAGGGUCAUGCCAAUCACCCGAUUGAGGAGAGUUUGCUGGCAUGUGUAUUGCUGUCAUAUUUUUCAGAGAAUAUUUCUCUUGUUGCAUACAUACAGACAGACGGAAAGACAGAUAUAGACAUGCAGACAGACUGACAGACAGACACACAUGUUGUUUUGAUCUUGCAUGUUCACACACAAGACUGUAGAGAAACUAACUUCCUCUUUGAUUUCCUGAAUAUCUCUACAAUCAAGGACCAUUUGUGUGGUUGUGAUUUUUGUGUGAGCAGGGCUGUCUUUCCAUUGGUCAGUUUGUCAUCCACUAUACGCCAAAUAUUGAGAUAUUCUACACCUGGAUUGUUUAAUAAUAAUUUAGCCAUUCAGUCGUCCUCCAUCGAACUCUCACCUUUAUGGAUACGGUAAUUUUUUUAUAAGAAAAACAUGAAAUUGUGUGAAACUUGACUUGAGACAGAUUUUCAGUUGUUAACACAUAAAGGGGGCCUGGUGUGUCAGAUUUUUGUGAAGCCUUGUGCAAAGGAAUUAACUUUGUGUGUUUGUAAAACAUUCAUAUUUAAGUUUUUUUACUUUUUUCCUGUGUGUUUGUCCAAAAGAAGCUGUGUUAUUAGUGUUAGCUGAUGUAUUCCUUGUAGUGUCAUGAUUGACAUUUUAAUUGUGAAUUUCCAAUUUAAGAUUUUGCUGUGCUUUCCUCUAGCGGGUUAGAACUAAUCCUAUUCAAGGGAUCAGGAGUUUUUACCUCAAGACGACCCGACCAGGGGGAGCUCAGCACACUACCAAUGCAAAAGGUCCUGGCCUAGUAGACAGUUUUUGUAUAUAUAACCCUGUAGUUUUUUUCUCAUAUGCAAAUGCUUCUGGUGUAAUUAUCUGUACAUACCUUCAACGUCCCAAAGAGAUGUGUACUGUGUUAAACAUUUGAUAAUCUGAACAUAAGAAAUUGUCUGCUCCGUUUCUACCAUGCAGCUGUUAACGAUGUGAAUCAAUUCUGUACACUUAAGAUGUUGUUUUGCAUAAUGUAAGUGCCUUACCAGACCUCAUCGCCGUAGAAUUGAAUGUAGAGCUACAGCGACAGACAGUAUCAAACCUAACUUGGGAAACCAAAGCCAUGUUGAGAAUGUGGGAGCCUGUUUUAGUCGUUCUGUUUGUGUAUGGCAAAGCUGCAUUAAGCACACAGGUCAUUUGUGGAGUGCCUUACCUUAGCAGCAUUUGAUGAAAUGCAUUGAACACCCUCCCCACCGCGCUGCUGUUACAUAGCUUUGAUGUGUUUGAGUGUUAUUAUUUUUUCACUUGGGGAAUAUAGUUCGCUUCAAUUCAGCAAAAAUAAAUACAUGGUAAACUAC
Messenger RNA from Esox lucius (northern pike), 3863 nucleotides. RefSeq names its product solute carrier family 43 member 1a (gene slc43a1a). The coding region runs from base 266 to 1939 and encodes 557 amino acids. Lineage: Eukaryota; Metazoa; Chordata; Actinopteri; Esociformes; Esocidae. Gene Ontology annotation, biological process: transmembrane transport; neutral amino acid transport. The record is from RefSeq and is a predicted model, not a curated record. Gene Ontology annotation, molecular function: neutral L-amino acid transmembrane transporter activity; L-amino acid transmembrane transporter activity. The transcript has 15 exons.